Molecule: messenger RNA, 4271 nt
Organism: Crotalus tigris (Tiger rattlesnake)
Lineage: Eukaryota; Metazoa; Chordata; Lepidosauria; Squamata; Viperidae
Gene: SEMA5A
Product: semaphorin 5A
Exons: 22
Coding region: 898-4113 (1071 amino acids)
Biological process (GO): axon guidance; neural crest cell migration; positive regulation of cell migration
Molecular function (GO): semaphorin receptor binding; chemorepellent activity
Source: RefSeq, a predicted model, not a curated record
CAACGGACAAUUCUCUUGGCUUUGCUCCUAACUUUUAUAAGUCCUUCUUCACAGGCUAAAACGCAGAAACUUGCUUUAGGCCAGUCCCUGGGCAACCUGGUUUGCCUUAUAAGAAGGGAUUAGGCUGCAGCUUCAAAGAUGCCUCAAAAUCGAAGGCUGAAGGGAGCAUACUAGGUGGGGAGCCCGUCGCCCGCUUUCUUUGCCUCGGAGCUCUCCAGAAAGUAGGCACAGAAGGGAGACGUCACUACUUUCCAACGGGAAGGGAGGGUUGUAGUCGGAGCUCGCCCGGUGGUUCUCGGACGUGAAGAAGCGAGGUGGGCGAGGCCUUCCCUUAGCGACUCCCUCCGCGGCGGGAGGCGAAGAGGGCUGGCCGGCUCUAAUUCCACAUCCUUCCCCGCGAGGGCUAGAGGAGGAGCAACAACCGCGCCAGCAACUGGCCGCUCGCACAUGCAGCAGCCCCGGCGCCGCCUCCCCGUCACCUCCAGCGGGGACCUGCUGCUGGCGCCGCUCUCCGCUCCCUUUCAGGUCCCGCUCAUUUCCCCGCUUAGCGUCUCGGAGAGUGCUGCCGGCGGGUGCCCCCUCCGCCCCGGGGAGGCUGCCGUCCAGAAUCUGCCCCACCCGCCUGCAGCCGCUCUCUUACUCCCCACCUCGGCGGAACCUUCCCGAGCGCUCCGGGUUGCCUCCUGGGGUUGGCUCGGCUGUGCAAGUAGUACUCGACCCGAGCCCCUUUCGGAGGAUAGUUCUGCGGUGAGUGCAGCCGCCUCGCCUCGCACUUCUGCCCUUUCCUUGAAACGGAGGUGUGCAAAAAGUGAAGCCUUCCCGACAAAGGCUGUUUUUGCAUCUGAAUACCUGAAGCAUUUCUGAUUAAGGGAGAUGUGAUUGGUGCACAGGAUCAAUAUGCAAGACUCUAUUCUGACAGCAGUUUUGAUGGUCACUAGUCUGGAAAUAAUAUGUUUGGGAAGCCCAGCAAUGGAUGAUUCCCAGUGCCAAAGGAUUGAGCAUCCUAUUAUUACAAGUGAAGAACUUGCUCCUUGGUUACAUGUGUUCAGAUCGAAAAGUGCUGUUGACUUCUCUCAAAUAACAUUUGAUCCAAGACAAAAAGAACUGAUUGUUGGGGCAAGAAAUUACUUGUUCAGGCUGCAUAGUGAGGAUCUUUCUCUAAUCCAGGAUGUGGAAUGGCAUUGUGAUGAGACUACUAAAAAAGCUUGUUAUAGUAAAGGCAAAUCAACGGAAGAGUGCCAAAAUUAUAUUCGUGUUCUCCUGAUUGGUGGUGAUAGACUGUUUGCAUGCGGAACUAAUGCAUUUACACCCAUUUGCACUAAUCGGACGCUAAGCAACCUGGAAGAGUCACACGAUCAGAUCAGUGGCAUGGCACGCUGUCCUUAUAGCCCCCAGCACAAUUCUACGGCUCUCCUUGCAAGCACUGGUGAGUUAUAUGCAGCAACGGUCAUGGACUUUCCAGGGAGAGAUCCUGCAAUUUAUCGCAGUUUGGGUAUUUUCCCUCCACUUCGGACUGCACAGUACAACUCUAAGUGGCUCAAUGAACCAAAUUUUGUGUCUUCAUAUGACAUUGGAAACUUCAUCUACUUUUUCUUCCGAGAGAAUGCAGUGGAACAUGAUUGUGGGAAAAUAGUUUUUUCUCGGACUGCUCGAGUUUGUAAGAAUGACAUUGGUGGCAGGUUUUUGCUGGAAGAUACUUGGACCACCUUCAUGAAAGCGCGUUUGAAUUGCUCCCACCCUGGAGAAAUUCCAUUUUACUACAAUGAAUUACAGAGUACGUUCUUCCUGCCAGAACUGGAAUUAAUCUACGGGAUCUUUACCACUAAUGUGAACAGUGUAGCCGUUUCAGCUGUUUGUGUAUUCAACAUGACUGCAAUAACUCAGGUCUUUAGUGGGCCAUUCAAAUACCAAGAAAACUCUCGUUCUGCCUGGCUUCCUUAUCCCAACCCUAAUCCUAAUUUUCAGUGUGGCACCAUGGAUCAAGGCCUGUAUUUGAAUCUGACAGAGAGGAAUCUCCAAGAUGCCCAAAAAUUUAUUUUGAUGCAUGAAGUGAUCCAACCCAUCACACCAGUUCCUUACUUCAUGGAGGACAAUAGCCGCUUUUCUCAUGUGGUUGUUGAUGUGGUACAAGGAAAAGAAAUGCUUUUCCAUAUAAUUUAUUUGGCCACAGAUCAUGGGACAAUUAAGAAAAUCCUCGCUCCGGUUAAUCAGACAGCCAGUAGCUGUUUGCUAGAGGAGAUUCACAUCUUCCCAAAGAAGCAAUGGGAGCCCAUCAAGAGCUUGCAGAUUUUACACAGUCAGAGUGCUCUCUAUGUGGGCCUUCAGAGAAGUGUGGUGAAGAUCCCACUGAAGAGAUGCCAGUUUUACAAAACACACAGCGCAUGUGUUGGAUCCCAGGAUCCCUAUUGUGGCUGGGACUUGGUGCUAAGGAAAUGCACGCCAUUGGAAGAAAGCUUGAGCAUGAGUCAAUGGGAGCAGAGCAUCUCUCUCUGUCCAAAGAGGAAUUUGACUGUGGAUGGCCAUUUUGGUUCCUGGUCAGAGUGGAAGCCUUGUACACAUGUAGAUGGAUCAAGUGUAGGCAUUUGCCUCUGUAGAUCACGCUUAUGUGACAACCCAGUUCCAAAAUGUGGGGGUCGCCAGUGUGAAGGGCCAAGUAUUGAGAUUGUUAACUGCUCUAGAAAUGGAGGGUGGACUCCAUGGUCACCUUGGUCUCCUUGCAGCACUUCUUGUGGAAUAGGCUUUCAAGUACGUCAGCGAUCCUGCAACAACCCAAGCCCUCGCCAUGGAGGCCGUGUAUGUGUUGGGCAGAACCGUGAAGAGAGGUAUUGUAAUGAGCAUUUGUUGUGUUCUCCGCAUGUCUUCUGGACUGGCUGGGGUGAAUGGGAACGAUGUACAGCUCAGUGUGGAGGAGGCAUUCAGGCUCGCCACCGAACUUGUGAAAAUGGUCCUGAUUGUCCGGGUUGCAGUGUUGAGUAUCAGGCUUGCAAUACCAACCCCUGUCCAGAACUGAAGAAGACAACUCCUUGGACUCCAUGGACACCAGUGAAUAUCUCUGACAAUGGUGGACACUAUGAACAGCGAUUCCGAUACACUUGUAAGGCACGUCUUCCUGAUGCAAGUUUGUUAGAUGUGGGAAGGCAACGGAUUGAAAUGCGCUAUUGUUCAAAGGAUGGUGCCACUGGAUGUGCAACUGAUGGUGAUCUUUUGCAUUCUGCGCAUCGUUCCACUCACACCAUCAAUGGUGCUUGGUCCCCCUGGUCUCCAUGGUCUCAGUGUAGCCGUGACUGUAACAGAGGUAUUCGAAAUCGCAAACGAAUUUGCAAUAAUCCUGAGCCAAAGUAUGGGGGAUUGCCUUGCCUGGGACCUCCCCUGGAAUAUCAAGAAUGCAACAUCUUUCCAUGCCCAGUUGAUGGAAGUUGGUCCUGUUGGUCAUCGUGGUCCAAGUGCUCUGCUACUUGUGGAAGUGGCCAUUUUAUGAGGACUCGCUCCUGUACAAACCCAGCACCAGCUUAUGGAGGCGACAUCUGUUUAGGGCUCCACACCGAAGAAGCACUUUGUAAUACACAACAAUGUCCAGAUAGCUGGUCAGAGUGGUCUGACUGGUCAGGCUGUGAUGCAUCUGGAGUCCAAGUCCGCACUCGCCAAUGUAACGUUUUGUUUCCCGUGGGUCAGCAGUGCUCUGGGAAUACGACUGAAAGUCACCCAUGUGAUUCUGAUUCCAAUUUAAUACCAGAUAUAAAUGUUGCAAGAACCAGCAGUAUCAAAGAAAAAAGAUGUGGUGAAUUUAAUCUGUUCCACAUGACUGCUGUGGGGCUGAGUAGCUCAAUUCUUGGGUGCCUUCUGACUCUUCUGGCUUACACUUAUUGCCAGCGAUAUCAGCAACAGUCUCAUGAUGCCACUGUCAUUCAUCCAGUAUCCCCUGUACCUCUGAACACCAACAUCACCAAUCAUCUCAACAAACUGGACAAGUAUGAUUCUGUAGAUGCCAUUAAGGCUUUUAAUAAAAAUAAUCUCAUCCUAGAAGAGCAAAACAAAUACUUCAAUCCACAUCUCACUGCAAAAGCGUAUUCCAAUGCCUAUUUUACAGAUUUGAAUCAUUACGAUGAAUAUUAAAAAGGCAUCUGCUUAAUUUCAUAUGGUUCUCCAAGAUGUGAACCCUCUUUGUGAAUAUCAAAUUGUUAAUACCGUGUUGUUGCCAGCUUUAACACAACAAAAAGCACUCAAUUGUCUUGGUACAAUCUUGCAGUAAAGAAACAACUUUGGUAAUGCAA